Cavia porcellus (domestic guinea pig) is the source of this 10021-nucleotide messenger RNA. It is a transcript of the gene Cfap70, whose product is annotated as cilia and flagella associated protein 70. The transcript has 30 exons. Gene Ontology annotation, molecular function: protein binding. Gene Ontology annotation, cellular component: motile cilium; extracellular exosome. Gene Ontology annotation, biological process: cilium assembly; cilium movement. The record is from RefSeq and is a predicted model, not a curated record. Lineage: Eukaryota; Metazoa; Chordata; Mammalia; Rodentia; Caviidae. Bases 4709 to 8083 code for a protein of 1124 amino acids.
ACUCUCCCCUCCUGCGGCAAGACUGUAUUCCGUCACCUCAAUUUUCUGCUUCCCCAGCUAAUGCCAAAUUGAAAAAUCGGUGCAGCCUAAAACUCCUCUGACCUGCCCUCUCGCCACCCAAGCCCUCACGCCCGAGCUUUUCCUGAAUCCUCUCCCUCCAGUCACAUCGCCUCCUUUUCUAACCUGUUGCUACCUGGAGUCUCCCUUCUGCUGCUUCCGAGCGAGCGGAUGGAGACUUCGUGCCUGCUUAGGGGCAGCGAGGGCCCGCGCGACCUGACCUGACCUGACCCAGAUUUCUCUCGUUUCUGGCAUUCGCGUCUGCAGUGCUCGGCAUGGGGCUGGGUAUUGCGGGCGGUAAAUGUAAACAAGACGGGUUACUUGUUUUCAGGAACUCAGGGGAGCUUUGGGGGAAGUCGUUGCACAUCAGUAUCGCCAUUUGUUCAGUGCUUCAUAGGUUAACAGUUUCACUAUUUUAGGAGAGGUUCACAACAAAUGAAACGCAAGUCGGAAAUUAUCCAUUUCUCAGACCGUGAUGCUGAGUUGCGGAGGAGUUAGGCAUUUGCCCAGGGUCACACAGUUACUAAGGAGAAAACUUCCUCAAAAUCCCCAGUCCUGGGCUGCAGUGUAACGCCGUGAUAAAGCGCUUGCCUAGCAUACAGGAGGCCUUGGAUUCAAUCCCUAGCUCCACAAAAACUAAAAUUCCCAGACCUUGUAAGUCAGCUUGGGGUAAUUAUCACAAGAGAAGUGUAAAGGACUGAGGAAUUCAGAGGAGAGGCAAAUGCUUCUGACUGGGGAUCUUCAUGGUAUUGAAAGCAUUUGAGCAAGAUGAAUAGGAUUCGCCCAGUGGAGCUGGUGGAGGUGGAGGGGAUAGGAAGAGAGAGGCAGUUAUAGGAGGAAGGAAUAAAAUGUAAAAUUACAAAGAUAACAAGUGCUGGCAGUACUAAGCCACAGAAUAAGACGGGAUUGGGCUGAUGGAGUCCAGAGGGCUUGACAUCGCAGUUUAACUUCAUUUGCCAAAUGAGGGCAAAUAAGGCAGCAAUAUUAUUGGGUAUGUGCUUUAUCUGCUUGGUUUUUUUUGUUGUUGUUGUUUUGUUUUUUUGGGUUUUUUUUUUGUUUGUUUGUUUUGUCUUUUUCAUCGGUACCAGGGAUCGAACUCACGACUGCCUGCUUGCAAGACAGGCGCUUAUGCCACUGCUUGUUUCUUUAAUCUCAUUUUCUCUGUAUUUCUUUUCACACUUAAUCCAAGAAUACCAAGCCACUUGACCUGCUUUUCUUUUUAAAAAAUUUUUUUCUUCUAAAUCUUUUACAGUUUUUCUUUCUGCCUGGAACAUCUUUCAUUUUAGUCUAUUUUUGAGCUCCAGGUCCCCUCCUACAAAGAGUUUUCCUGACAUGCGCAUCCAUUUGUGUACUCUCAAAUCUACUCAGGUCUCAGCUUCAGUACUUCCUUGCUGCAUGACCAGUAGUAAAAUAAAAACCUUGUGGCACAUAAAAACCUUGUAAUCCCAGCACUGAGGGAGGCUGAAGCAGGAGGACCACAAGUUAAGUCGAUUCUGAGCAAUUUAGUGAGACCCUUAUAGUCAGGAAUUUCUAGGAGAAGAAGACAAUACAGGACAUAUAAUUUAUAGUUGUCUUGGUUACUUUUCUUUUGUUUCUAAGACAAAAUCCCCAACACCCAAAAUUAAGGAAGGUGGGGCUGGGGAUUUAGCUCAGUGGCAUAAGUGCCUGCCUUGCAAGCAGGCAGUCGCAAGUUUGAUCCCUGGUACCGAUAAUAAGGAAAAAGACAAAAAAAAAAAAAAAAAAAAAAAAAAAAAAAUUAAGGAAGCAAAGGUUUAUUUAGCUCAUGGUUUGUAAAGGUUUCAGUCCAUAAUCAGCUGGCUCCAAGGCAGGGUGAUGGCACUGGGGCAACACUUCAAGGCAGCCGCUAGAGAAAGCAGCCAGAGCAGAAGGGAAGAAGAGCAAGCCUCUUUUCCUCCAUGGCAUUGUACACAGGCCACUCCUCCUCCAGGGCAGGUAUAGCACUCACAAAAUCUCCCUGCCCUCCUCUUGCACAAAAGGAGGAUGUUUACAAAGUAAGAAGCCUGCCUCCCUGCUGAGUCUCUUAACUUCUAAGCUUCAAGUAACACAAUAUAUCAGCCAUAACAUAAUGGUCACCCAGAGAGUCAAAUAUGCAAGAGUAUAGGAAAUCAGGGUUUAUACAUUGAGACCCAAAGAAAUUCAGCUGAGGGCCUGAAUCCCAAGGCUACCUCCUGCAUGAGUCCAGCUGAAGACCUGUGAGCCAAGGGCAAUAUCUCAUGUGAACUCUUUUAUGGAUCUGCACUGGGAAGGCCCAUAGGUCAGCAGUGGAAGCUAGAAAGUCUGUGCCAGCAGCCUGAGGGUUCUGCACUAGAGCCAAGAAGUUAUGCUCAAGGGGGCUGGGGAUUUAGCUCGGAGGCAUAAGCACCUGCCUUGCAAGCAGGCAGUCGUGAGUUUGAUCCCUGGUACAGAUAAAAAGAAAAAAGACAAAAAAAAAAAAAAAAAGAAGUUAUGCUCAAAAUGAGGACUUGGGCUCCCCUGAAAAGUACCACAGUCAAUCCUUAGUGACAUCAAGGUCCUGAGCUUCUCAGGUGAUGAGAACAGUUGAGUUCACGUCAGGAAGCCAGAGUGACAAGCUUCUGGAGAUUGGACAGCACACCAUCAUCUCCUCUGGAGCCAGGAAGCAAUGCUCAAAGUAAGGACCAGAGCUUCCCCAAGGUGAACCACGGCCAUUCUCAGAAGCUGCAAGGUCCUGAGCUCCUCCAGACAAUGAGAACACCGAGUUCAUAUUAGGAAAGAAGCUCAAUAAGCUCCUCCAGGAGAACCAAGGGCCACAGCAGAACCAGUACCACCACAGAGAACCGAUAACACUAAAUAAACUGUUCCCCAGUUCUCCCUUUUAUCUUGGCAACAAUCCUCAGCACGCAGGCCACCCACACUCAGCAACCACACUGGUUCAGUUCAGCUGGUAUGACAAGCUGACCACCAGUUACCAGUCUACCACACCCUGUCUCAAAACAUUCUAAAAGUUUUUGGAAGGGCUAAGGGUAUAACUCAGUAUCAGAGCCUUGGGUUUAAACCCAAGUACUUACAUAAAGAUAGCAAUGUUGUAAGAUGGUUGGUUUCUUUUUUCCCUAAAAUUGAGGUUUUAAGUGUCACCUGAAGGAGGAGAUGCAUAUAAGGUAACAUAUGUAAAGCCCUUCAUACACUAGUGUGUUAGUAAGCAAUCGUCCCAAGUUAAUUCCCCGAGGCUGGAGAUGUUGCUCAGUAGAACCAUUGCACAGUGGGCUCAAAUUCCCCAAACACUGAAAACAUUUAGAGAAAUGCCCUAUCCUCUUUUUCUGCCCCUUUGGUCCCCACUACUCUGUUCCUCAUUCCUCUUCAUAGCACAUAUCACACAGCUGUAACUCCUGGUCAUUUUUGUCUUUUUCCCUCACUAGAUUUUUUUUUUUCCUUGCUCAAGUUUUGUGUGUAUGUGUGUGAAAUACAUAAUUUUAUUUUACUUUAUAUUUUAUGCAGGAGAGUAACACUUCUUUUCCUACCCAGAGGCAAAAUAUAUUUUCAAAAAUUUAGAUAUUGCCCACUGCAUUAAAUUGAAAUUAAAUUGAAAUUAAAUGCUUCCUAUGUAUGCAGUCAGUGAUGGCAAAAAACUUACAACACAUUCCAUUUUAAUAUAUCAAAAGUGUUUCCAAGGCAACAUUAUCAAAAUGAUCACACUGCAUCUCGCUCAAGUUUUAAUUCCUUGAGGCUUGGGAGUUUGUGUCUUGUUUUAUAUCCUCAGCACGUACCACUGUGUUUCACUUAAAAACAUUUGUUCCAUUAAUGAUUUUGAUGGAAGCGAGGAUGGGUUAGGAUAAAAAGACAGCUGAGUCAGGAGCCCAGUUCGGAGUGUUUUGGUACAGUCUAGCAAAAGGGGAAGAAAGGUCCAGUCCAUUUAGUACCACAGUAUUUGAUGACAGGAAGGGGAAUGGGGGCAGGAAAUAUAGCUCAGUGACACAGUGCCUGCCUGGCAAGUGCAAGGUCCUGAGUUCAGUUCCCAGUACAAAAAAAAAAAAAAAAAAAAGGAAGGGGGAUGGCACACAAGACUUUUCACUUACUGAGGAAGUUGUCCGUGCUACCUCGGCCCGAAGAGCCCCGGGAGAGACACGGUGUUGGACAAAUGACAGGAGAGCUGUGGGCAGUGGGAAGAGACGGGAAUGAUCAUGUGUGAAGGCACAAGGAGCUGUUUUCUUUUUCAGAUCACCAGUCCUGGAAAGACAUAGCACAGCAUGUCUUCGGUAAACGUUUGAACUGCAUAGAUAAGUUCUCCUUUAGUGAGGAAACAUGGUCUUUUUUAAAAUGAAAUUUAUUUUCGAACUUGAGUCCUUAGUGUUGAAAAGUAGUUAGCAAGUGUGUCUGGCAAAAGACGUACGCUAAGACCUUCCUUGUCCAGUGGACUGUCAUCUUAAUGUGCCGCUUUCUUUGCUCGCAAUACUUUUUGUCAAACCUGGAAGUAAUUAUUUUUGUUUUGUUUUUGAGAGGAGAGGUCUUUGUGUCGCCAAGACUGUCUUCAAACUUGCACUCAGUGCCUGAACACUGAGUAGCUGGGAUCACAAGCGUUUGCCACUGCCUACUCUGAGGUUUGCAGAUUGAAAUAAAGUGACCAAGGAACAGUGUGAAGGAAACCAAAGACCAGAGGCUCUGCCCAGCAGCUGCUAUGGACCAGGCGCCGUCCGCAGGCCGAGUGGUGCAGAUCACUGUGACAGACGGAUAUGAUUUGAAAGGCUCUAAAGGAGAUUCUCCAGUGACUGCUAUUCGUGCAGAAUUCAAUCAGGUGGUUCUGGGAGACUCUGCAAAAAUUACUGUUUUUCCAGAUGGAACUGCAAAAUACAAUUUCACCAGCAGUUUUGAGUUCAAUCCUGAAGGAGGAAUCACUCUAGAUGACCUCGCUCACAAACCUGUGUUCUUAACCAUGACUGAGGUUUUACCAAAGGAAAAGAAACAGAAAGAAGAGAAGACCUUGGUUCUCGGUCAAGCCGUGGUGGACCUUCUUCCUUUACUGGAAGGAGAGACUUCAUUUGAAAUGAUGCUCCCUUUACACCCCGUGCAGGGCUCCCCGCUAGAAACUCCUCGGCCGGGCUAUAAGCAGUGCAGUCUUGAAGUGAAAGUGUUUGUGGCAGAGCCCUUACUGACUGCAGCCCAGGCCUUAGGGAGCAAUCUACUGAAGGUCACUCUGGAGGCUGCCUACUCUGUGCCUGAGUGUUUCAACCCACUAGGGCCUCCACAGAACUACCUGGUGGGUCUACAAGUUCCAGCACAAGGAGAGAAGGACUACCCCAUCUUAUUCAAGAAUGGAACUCUGAAGCCUGGAGGGGAAAGAGAACCUGUUCCCCGGCCCAAAAAAUGGCCUAUUGCCAACAUUCUUGCUCCAGGGGCCAAUAACAUUCCGGAGGCCUUCAUCGAGGGCGGCCCCUAUGAGGAGGAGGAGGGAGAGCUCAACCACCCCGAGGACAGAGAAUUCAGGAGCCAUGCAGAGUGUGCAAAGAAAAGGAUUGUUUGGGACCUGGAGAGUCGCUGCUACCUUGACCCUCCUGCAGUUUCCAGCUUUCAGAAACGAAUUGCUGACUGCCGGCUUUGGCCUGUAGAGAUCACGAGAGUUCCUCUGGUUAAUGUACCCAAAGGGAAAGCUGGCAAAGUUGAUAAGAAUGAAGAUGAGAGUCAGCUUUCAUUUCAUGGCGUGGCUUACGUUAACAUGGUCCCACUGCUGUACCCCGGGGUGAGGAGGAUUCGCGGAGCCUUCCACAUCCACCCGUACCUCGACAGCACGGUCUACGAAAAGACCAAAUGUUUAUUCAGCUUGUUACGGGACACCGGCCAUCAUUUGAUUCAGAAUAAUAAAGUAGGAGCAGUUACUGCCUCACUGCCCAAGUCACUGGUUCCUAAGACUCCGAAAGAAGACAAGACAGGCAAAGAGAAGGACACAGAUGGAAAGUUAAAGCCUGGCGAAGGGCAAGUGCCUAGUGUAAAGUCUCAGAGCUCAGAUACUCCUGUGGAAGGCGAAGCCUCUCUGAGUCACAAUCCAGAAGGACAGCAAUAUUUAGAAGCAGGGACAUACAUUGUGUUGGAGAUUGAGCUGGACAAAGCCUUGGUUCCCAAACGAUUGCCAGAGGAGCUAGCCGGAAGGGUCAAGGAAAUGAUUCCUCCAAGGCCGCCUCUUACCCGUCGGACGGGAGGGGCGCAGAAGGCCGUAAGUGACUACCACACACAGAUCAAGAACAUUUCUAGAGCAAUUCUAGAUGAAUACCAUAAGAUGUUUGGAACACAGGCGGCCAAACUAGGGUGUGACAUAGACAGCGAAACCCUGGAGGAGCAGAAGUGCCAGCUCAACUAUGAGCUUAAUUGCUCUGGAAAAUACUUUGCUUUCAAAGAACAACUCAAGCACGCUGUGGUAAAGAUUGUGAGAGAGAAAUAUCUGAAGACAACAUCAUUUGAAAGUCAGGAGGAACUACAGACAUUUAUCAGUGAACUUUAUGUGUUCUUGGUAGACCAGAUGCAUGUGGCCCUAAACCAGAUCAUGCUGGAUGACAUCCAAGGCUCCACUGUAACCAUCCCUAGUAGCAAUGAACAGCUUCGGCUCUUUGCCUUUGAAGCAGAAGUCAAUGAGAACUUUGACAUGGCAGCAGUGUACUAUGAAGAGAGGUUGGUCCGUGAGCCCCAGAACCUGGAGCACUGGCUGGAUUAUGGUGCUUUUUGCCUCCUAACUGAAGACAACAUCAAAGCACAAGAGUGUUUUCGGAAAGCUCUGUCUUUGAAUGAGAAUCAUAUCCACAGCCUGUUGCUGUGUGGUGUGCUCGCUGUCUUGAUGGAGAAUUACGAGCAAGCAGAAAUUUUCUUUGAGGAUGCCACUUGCUUGGAUCCAGCCAAUGUUGUAGCCUGGACUCUACUGGGUUUAUACUAUGAAAUUCAAAACAAUGAUAUUCGAAUGGAAAUGGCGUUUCAUGAGGCCUCUAAACAGCUUCAGGCACAAAUGUUUCAAGCACAGUUAACAAAGCAAAAGAGCAUUGGUACCAUCGAGGACACUGAAGAAGGAAAGAAAAUAGAACCUAAUUCAACCACCCGGGGAAGCAUGAAGGAUCCUUCGGUCACGAUCCUCAAGAUGGAAGCCCCACAAGGACCUGGAGCUGUGUUUUCCACUGUAGAAGAAGUUCCUGAAGAUUCUCCCAAACUGCAGUCUGAGUCACAAGAACCCUUAAUGACUGGACAAUAUCAAGAUAUAAGUAUUGGACCCAAACUAUCCAGCAUGGGUUUCAAGGAGUUACCAGCCAAAAAAGAGGCAUCAAAAUGUCAAGAUCCGGCACCUUUUCCACAUGCUGCCCCACAUCUUGGCGUCUCCCAAACUCCUCACAGCAUCUUCAUGGAGACCAUUCGCUUCUUGAUGAAAGUCAAUGCUGUGCAGUAUGUGCACCGAGUGCUUGCGCACGAGCUGUUGUGCCCUCAAGGAGGACCCAGCUGUGAGUAUUUCUUGGUUCUGGCCCAGACUCACCUUCUCAAGAAGGACUUUGCCAAGGCGGAGGAAUACCUUCAGCAAGCAGCCCAGAUGGACUACCUGAAUCCUGAUGUCUGGGGCCUGAAGGGCCAUCUCUGUUUUCUGAGUGGAAACCACACUGAGGCCAAGGCAUGCUAUGAGCGAACCGUUAGUUUCGUAGUGGAUGCUUCUGAGAUGCACUUCAUCUUGCUGCGCCUCGGGCUCAUUUAUCUGGAAGAGAAAGAGUAUGAAAAGGCAAAGAAAAUCUACCUGCGGGCCUGUAAGAGAUCUCCUUCCUGCCUUACCUGGUUGGGACUGGGAAUCGCCUGUUACCGGCUGGAUGAGCUCACGGAAGCUGAGGAUGCGCUCUCUGAAGCCAAUGCACUGAACAACUGCAAUGCUGAAGUGUGGGCAUACUUGGCUCUGGUCUGCCUGAAAGCUGGACGACAACUGGAAGCUGAACAGGCCUACAAAUACACAGUAAAGCUGAAAUUGAAGGAUGAGGCUUUGCUUGCAGAGAUCCACAUGGUACAGGAGAUGGUUGGAUUUGGAGAUCCAUCUUUCUGACAUUCUUAAGCUGAAGAGUUUUCAAUGUGGGACUGAGUUCCUUUCAAUAUGGAAAUUUUACCACGUGAACUCUGGAGCUGGAAAACCAAAUAAUGUUCACUUUCAACAGAAACUUGUAUAUUUCCAUUGGCUCAAACUGAAAGUUUUAAAGGUUGACAGUAAAUGGGAUACAAUAAAAUUGUAAAUAUGAAAACUUUGUCAGUGUGGCUCUAACGUUAAUGAAGGUACACUGAGCUAUGUGUAAUGCGUUUUUAUAUAUAAUUGUAAUUAUAUACCUAAUAUAUCACUAGUUAGCUGGGCCUGGUGGCUCACACCUGUAAUCCCAGCACUCAGGAGGCUGAGGUAGGAGGACUGCUGUGAGUUCAAAGCUAGACUGAACUACAGCAAGACCCUGUCUCAAAAAACAAAACAAAACAAAAAACCCCAAAAUACCACUAGUUAUAUGUAAAUAAAGUGAAGCACUAGUGGGGUCAACAGUUAGGUUUCUGAUGAAAGCUCAUGGGUUACUGCUGGAAGAAGUCUGCAGCCAAGGCCCUUGGCCAGGUUCACUACUGGAACUUGAGAAUUAAGGCAUCACCUUUAAAGGUGGGCCUAGAGACUGCAGCACUGGGCUAUUAUAUUAGAGCAAAGGGCCUAUGAGUUGUACCUUUAGAACCAAUGGUGAACAGAGGCCUUUCCUGAAGGGAGAGGUAUUAACUCCUUGUAAUCAACCAGGGGUAUCUUCAUGGAUCUAAACCACAAGGGGUCUGUGAAAACAACACCAUUACUCCUGUGAGAGAUGCAGAAUUCCUUAAUAGUGAGUUCUUAUUCUUGGGCUUGGGAUGGCAAUCAAUCAGACUCCAACCCUGCACUUUUGAUCAUAGUGCAGCAAAAGCAGGAAUAAGGGUUUCCUCUCCUUUGUUUUUUAAUGGCACGUCUGUCUCUUCAGUGGUGGGAGAAUAAAGAGGGAAAAUGAGAGGCAAAUUAGUCAUCCGAGGAGGAUAAACUGUGGUCAUUUGGAAUCCUCCUAGUCGCAGGGCUAACUCUAGCUCUUUAUGAAGUCUUCCCGAGGAAGUCUCAGCUUCUUUUCUGCCCCUCUGUACUAUUACCCGCCCUUAAUUUCUCUGGACACUGUCGGCGGCUCCCCGCCAGGCAGCUUCCGGACGGCAGAGGACAGCGGCUUGUGCUCAGGCCUAACAGAUAUUAAGGAAGCGUUUGCAGGACGGAUGGAUUUGCAGAGAGCUUAGCUCUUCUCCUGGGUACUUAAGAUUUCCCCAGAAGUUUUCAUUCCAACAGACUGCAAGCGAGGGAUCGCUUUACCACGCCCACGUCUCUCCAAUCUGUGAUGGAGGAGGUAGGGCCGUGUUGCAUGACGGGAAAUAAAGAGCCGAGGAGGAGAGGCGGGGCGAAUUGAGCACCUGCUUCCGGAACUGAACCUUUGGGUUUCCGUAGCUGGCUAGGGGUCUCAAUCUCUAGGAAUUGACGUUUCCUGCUGCUUUCGGGUGGAUACGAGACCGUGGACCUCGGCUGUGGGAACAGCGGGACGAUCCGAGGAUCUGCACGCUGGCUGCACCAUGGUCCAGCUUGGUACCCUUCUGUGCAAGGCCUACCGUAGCGGCCACUUAACUAUCCGCCUUGCUCUGGGUGGCUGCACCAACCGACCCUUUUACCGCAUUGUGGCUGCUCACAACAAGUGUCCCAGGGACGGCCGUUUUGUGGAACAGGUCUGGCUGGCUUUUUCCCCCUGCAUCCUAUGACGAUCACAAAUGCUGAGAGACUGAGAAGGAAGCGGGCACGUGAGAUCGUCUUAGCUUCUCAGAAAACAAACACAGAGGCUACAGAAACAGAAGCGAGCUGACUUCAGUGAAUGUGGCAGUGGUUAUAAGGUCAAGAUCUUCUGUAUGCAGAACUCUCAAUUUUGUUAGGUUCAAUGAACAAUAAAUGAAGUUUUCUGAGUCA